GGGGUCUGACAACUUUAGUUCCAUCACUGUAGUAUUAGCGCUAGUAUCGCACCCUGUUUUACGUAAUCUGUGGUCUUUAGCUGUCAACAUCUGUCAACAGUGUCAAUUGAAAAAAAUUGAAUUUGACAAUUCUCACUUUCAGUUGUUUUGUAAACUUUGAGUCGAGCACUGCUAAUCUUGUGUCCUCCUCCCGUCUUGGUUGAGUUGAGUACCCUGAGAAGCCACCCUCCUCUGGUUUGCAAUACAAUUGUCCUCCUCCCGUCUUGGUUGAGUUGAGUUCCUUGCGGCUGCCGAAUAUGGCACCGUUAAAGUGUUGUGUUCUCGGUUGUGAAUCAACAAGUGCCACACACAGACUAUUUUGCAUGCCCAUGAACGACAAUUUGCGAAAUUUGUGGAUGUCGUUUCUGGUUCCAGUUAAUCCACAUUUACUUGGACUGUCAAAGGGUCAGCUAAUGACUAAACGUGUUUGUCAGAAACAUUUCGACGAAACUCAGUUUAGCCAAGGGUCAAGAAUUCGUUAUUCUUACCCCUGCCUUUUCACAGAAAAGGAAUUUAUUCACGGCGUCCCACUCUCUUCUGAAGAAUACAAUGUUCUCAAUGAACAUAACUACUGCACAAAUCAAGAAGGAGAUGAUACUGCAGUGCAUCAAGUACCAGCAACACUCAUGGGCAUGCCAGGUGAUGUUCAUUUACAUGAACAUCUUUAUGCACUUCCUUCUACGAGUCAAGAGGCUGCCGCACCUAAACCUAAUGAAGCUGAUGUCUCUUUACAAGAGGUUCAACACUCAGUUUCUCCAGUAAUAAUACAGUCAACAACAGUACCUGCUAGGCUUGAAAUUGAAGCUGAUGUUUCUUUACAAGAACAUCAACACCCAGUUUCUCCUUCGACAGUGCAGUCAACAACAGUCACUACUGUACAUAGCGUUGAAGCUGACGUCUCUUUACAAGAACACCACCCAGUUUCUCCGUCUACAGUACAGUCAACAACACUCACUGCUAAAUAUAGCAUUGAAGGACUCUCUUGCUCCAGAAAGCCAUUGAUGGACAUCACCCAUCAGUACAAUGUCACUGGUACAACUCAAUUCUCCGAGCAACAUAUUUCCGCAGACAAACGAGUGAAUAGUCCACAAGAGACGAUGGAGACGACAGCUGCGGUCGUCUUGUUUUUUGACGAGCUUUUUGACAGCGUCAAUGGAUCGCCAGGCCAAGGCAAAGGCAAACUCAGAUGUGCCGUCAAAGAAACUUCAAGCCAUAAGGAUUUUUGGCUAAAUGCUAUAAGAACAUUGCAAAGUACACAACUGGUGUAA
This is a messenger RNA of Cydia splendana, 1307 nucleotides long. RefSeq lists its product as uncharacterized. The record is from RefSeq and is a predicted model, not a curated record. Bases 297 to 1307 code for a protein of 336 amino acids. The transcript is spliced from 9 exons. NCBI's taxonomy places the organism in Eukaryota, Metazoa, Arthropoda, Insecta, Lepidoptera, Tortricidae.